GGGCAAUCAUAUUGCAGCGUCGUUUCCGCCAUUUAUGUUUUUUGCACCAGCAUUUUAUCCUGAGCUUCGAUUCAACCCCUGAAGCUGUGCAUAAUGAUAGUACUCGAAGCAGCACAUUGUCUGUGAUUGAUCAUAAUUAGGUACGCAACUCCUUACGGAUGCCAAACAUGUUCGUAUUUUAUUAAAGUUUGUGGAUAGGAACGCAAUUUAGAUGAUCAGGAAUGAGGAUUCUCCCCAGCCUCGAAAAUAAGCUGCUUUGAUCAAAUUUCCUACCUGUCAUUUCUUCUUUCGCCGUAUCAAUGAGCUCUCGCGCCAUGCUUCUCGGAAUUAUUGCCAUCUUUGCUGCUUCCUAUGGUAUAGUGGAAAGGGCUGACGCUGAUGUAUCUGUACACCCAGAAGCUAUCUCCUACCAUUACAACUUUAUAAAUGUCAACGCAGUGCAGCCCUUUAAACAGCCUAAACCGACGACAGAUUCUCAAAGAUCUGCCAUUAAAUACCAACCACGGCUUUCCAUUUCGAGCCGAUGUCAUCCAUAUCCUGCAGUGCAGGCGAAUGGGUCACUAAAUGAGGGACUUCCCUGGAAAGUCUUCCAGUAUCGAUGUCAUGGAUCUCCCCACGGUUCUCAAAUUUACUCGUGAUCCGAUUGGUACCGAGGCAAGUGGGCCAUUAUGUACGCGUGGUACCUUCCGAAGGCCUUGGACCAAACUAACUGGUUGGUUGACGGCCAUUGUCACUUUUGGACCUGGGUCGUUGUCUGGACAGACAGCCCUGAUCCGAAUGUCUCGACCAUUCUCGCUGGAUCAACAGCUGGCAUCGGCGACAAAAUCAAGAAAUACCUACCACUAGAGUCAAAGUAUCUUCUUGACAACAAGUCUUUGAAGGUCAAAACACAUGAAAGUUAUUUAUGGAAGAGGACUGGAGUCAAGGUUACCGAAAAAGUCGGUACUGCAGACUCUCAUUACUUGGGAGCAGCUUACAGAUGAGGCUCGAACAGCGCUAUCAUCUUAGCAUUACCCGUAUUGGCGUAUGGAGUCGCCGAUUCAAAACAAGCGUUUUAAUCGGACGCUGAAAGCUGCUUAUCCAUUCUAGGCUGCAGAUAUGCAACAAGCAACGAUAGGCUUGUUUCUAAGUCAUUACGAUUUUUAAUCUGAUACAUAAUUUGCUUACUCAAUCGUGGUAGUAUAAUUAUGCAUAAUAUUUCUAAGCGUCG
Plasmopara halstedii is the source of this 1210-nucleotide messenger RNA. RefSeq lists its product as uncharacterized. Bases 565 to 846 code for a protein of 93 amino acids. Lineage: Eukaryota; Oomycota; Peronosporomycetes; Peronosporales; Peronosporaceae. The record is from RefSeq and is a predicted model, not a curated record. The transcript has a single exon.